AUGUCGAAAGCGUUGCCGCUGAUGGAUCCGGCGACCAACACCGAAACAGAUCCGGUUGAGGCCAAGAGAAUUCUGCGCGAGGUUGACUGGCGCAUCAUCCCCUUGCUGCAGUUUCUCUACAUGCUGACUUUUCUCGACCGAGUCAACAUUGGAAACGCUCGACUCUGGAACUUGGAGAAAGACUUGGAUAUGAGCGGCUACCAGUACAACAUUGUCGUACUCGUCUUUUACAUCCCUUACAUCAUCCUCGAACUGCCUGCGAACUACGUCUUCAACCGUGUCGAGCCUCGCAAGUUCAUAGGUGUCAUCAUGUUCGGAUGGGGCUUGACAAUCACAUUUGCUGGAUUCUGCCACAACUUUGCCGGACUGCUCGUUUCCCGCAUCUUCGUCGGCAUCUUCGAGUCCGGCAUGUUCCCCGGCUGCAUGUACCUGAUCUCCGGCUGGUACAGGCGGCACGAGCUGCUCACCCCCAUGGCCUUCUUCUUCGUCGCCAACGACAUCGCCGGCACCAUCUCGGGCCUGCUGGGCGCCGGCCUGGGCUCGCUCGACGGCGUGCGAGGCAUCUCGGGGUGGCGGUGGAUCUUCUUCAUGGAGGGGACCGUCACGUGCCUGGCCGCCCUGCUCGCCUGGGUCUAUGUCCCGCCCUUCCCGGAGGACAGCACCUUUCUCACCGAGGCCGAGAAGCAGUGGGCCAUCCGCCGGCUUCAGGCCGACAACCGUGGCAUGCCGCACGACAAGAUGACGGCCAGGGGCGUCGUCGACUCGCUCAGGGACUGGAAGGUCCUCAGCAGCGGCGUGCUGUACUUGGCCGUCUGCACGACUGCGUACUCCAUCUCCGUCUUCCAGCCCACCAUCUUGCGUACCUUUGGAUGGGGCGACCUGAAGUCGAACCUGCUGUCUGCGCCGCCUCGUGUUGCUUCUGGCAUCGUCUCGGUUGCUCUUGGGAUCUGGUCUGACCGGAUCCAAAGGCGAGGCAUCUUCUGCGUCUUUGGCUUUUCUCUCAGCAUCAUAGGUUUGUUCCUUGUGAUGUUCUUGACUGGCGCGAUGAGAUACAUCGGUAUCUACUUUGCUGCCAUUGGCAUCUACAUUGUUCAGCCUCUCUCGAUUUCAUGGUGCUCGACGAAGCGAGGUACCAUCGCUGCUUAUGCCGGAUCAGUUGGCCAGCUGGGUGGCAUCAUCUCGGCUGUCGUCUUCCCUUCCAAGGACGGGCCCCAGUACGUCCCCGGUAUUUCUACAUGCAUCGCGUUCCAGAUUUUGGGCAUCAUUGCCGCCGCCAACAUGUGGAUCUGCUGUGCAUACGAGAAUAGGCAGCGCGAUCUUGGAAAGCGAGACUAUCUCCGUCAGCUGCCUCAAGAGGAACAGGACAAGCUUGGCGAGAACCAUCCCGACUUCCGCUAUACUCUAUAA
Messenger RNA from Diaporthe citri, 1407 nucleotides. RefSeq lists its product as uncharacterized. The transcript is spliced from 4 exons. Bases 1 to 1407 code for a protein of 468 amino acids. Gene Ontology annotation, molecular function: transmembrane transporter activity. The record is from RefSeq and is a predicted model, not a curated record. Gene Ontology annotation, biological process: transmembrane transport. NCBI's taxonomy places the organism in Eukaryota, Fungi, Ascomycota, Sordariomycetes, Diaporthales, Diaporthaceae. Gene Ontology annotation, cellular component: membrane.